UUUAGCAUGAGGGAUAUUUCCCUCACAGUUGCAGUAAAUUUGUGUAAGAUUCUACUCAUUGUCGUGUUACUUUUAGGCGCCCUUAUCCCGAGGGCCAUGCCACAAGAUGAAGAAGCAAUUAUGAUCUCGACUUUCCGGUUUCGAAGCAGGACUGAUCCCCAAGAAGUGUGUACAGCAUAUCGAGUUCGAGAUCGGCUGUUUGUUACUUUGGCUCACUGUCUAGGAGAAGAUCCGAAAGCAAUAAACCAACUAGCAACGUUAGAUAUUGUAGGACAAGGGCUGCAAGAGAUUCGAGCUUCCAUCCUGCGUGGACUCAACUCAAAUACCAGUGAAAGCAUUGCAGUAAUUGUAUACAAUGAUCCGCUGGAAAAUGAUGCUAUUUUCGACCAUAAAGGUAUUUUCGCAGCUUUCGGUUUGACUCCUGUGGAUCGCUUUGUACGAGAGGCCCCCACUAACGUGGAUGAUCAACUGUUGACGGAAGCCAGAGAAAUUUUCCAGGACCUAAUGCCAUACCGAACGAAACAAUUCGAACCCUUGUCGGAUGAGGCAGUGCGCAGUAUAUUAUUAUAUCUGUCCUCCGCAAGUGAGCAAGUGAGCAAAUAUUCCAGUGAAAACGACGCAUACGUGAGCAUUUGGUACGAUACGGAGGGAAACUAUUUACGUAGUUAUCUGCUUCCGAUCACCAAAUAUUGUUUCUACUCGGGGAAUGUUUCGUACGACUCUGUGCGUUCUGUGCUGACUUAUUUGGGGAUUGUCAAACAUUAUCUGGAUACAGAUGGAUCCUGGUGGCCGCGAGCAUCACUGAACAGUACAGAUCUUAAGACUACAAUCUUGCCACUCAACAGUACGGGGAAUCACACCGGAUGUAGCAACCUAAAAUUCGAUUUGGCGGAGGAUAUUCCCCUCCCCAUGAUGCAGUUGGACGAUGACUCGAAAGCAAUCAUUUCACUGUGGGUUCCACUGAAGCCAAAACAAGUGUACGAUCCCCGCUCAAAGUCUUCAUUGUCUAUUUUGCGAAUUUACUACGAAACGAUUCGCCAUUGCAUUUCAGCAUCAAAGCGAACUCGACAAUUGUUUUCAAGCCGUUUUGCGAGAUGGAUCGACAAAAAUUUGACAAAACAUUUGUUAGAUGACGAUGAGUUCUAUCCCGGAUUAGAGUCGGUUCUUCGAGUGAAGAAAACGCUGGAAAAGGAUAUUGCGGAAGAAACCAAUGCCACUGACUUAGAUAAACUGGGAAUCGACUCCAGGGGGUUCUUUGCGAAUCUUUUCGGCGAGAAUAAUAAUACGUCAUACGGGGAUUACGAGGACGAACAUUCAAUCUACCAAAAACGAAAGCUAAUUGUCAUGAUUGUGGCAUUGAUUGGAUUUAUCUUUGCUAUGUGUGUAGUAGUGGUUAUUAUAGUAAAAAUAAGACAAAACAUGAAGACUAUGAACCGGAAAGCUGGAAUGAGACGACGAAAUGCGAAGCAGUACAACAGACAAACGACUGACGAACCGGAAAGGGAAAUGCUCCCGAUGCCAACAUCGCGCCAAACCAAGAGAAAUUCUUCAAACAUUAAAGUUUGGAAGCCAUCAAACUCGAAGAAAACCUCGUCCAGCAUGAAACUUACAAAACGGGAACUCAUAUUCACGGAUUCCGACUCCGAGGAUACGGAAUUCGACGCGUUUUGUCCCAAAAGCAUGUCGGCAGAUCAAGUUCCAUUGAUCAAUAAGAACAAAAACCGUCGAAAUCGUUGUGGGGAGGGUUGUUUCUGUGUGAACUGCACGAAGAAGCGAGCUUUUCAGUCGAGCUCCGCAUACAAAUUGGUGAGCGAGGUAACCGAACAACCAGCAUCCGGCUCAGGUGCGAAUAAAACUGACGGAGAAAGGCGAGGGACGAUUUAGUUAGUAAGUCUUCGUAUACAGUCUUCAAUUGAGACCAUGCUGAAUAAAGACACAUUUUGAUUUUUUUUCA
This is a messenger RNA of Toxorhynchites rutilus septentrionalis, 1954 nucleotides long. RefSeq lists its product as uncharacterized. NCBI's taxonomy places the organism in Eukaryota, Metazoa, Arthropoda, Insecta, Diptera, Culicidae. The record is from RefSeq and is a predicted model, not a curated record. The transcript is spliced from 4 exons. The coding region runs from base 7 to 1884 and encodes 625 amino acids.